Diversispora eburnea is the source of this 228-nucleotide messenger RNA. Lineage: Eukaryota; Fungi; Glomeromycota; Glomeromycetes; Diversisporales; Diversisporaceae. The record is from the annotation of a GenBank genome assembly.
AUGGUGAUAGUAGCCACACCUCGCAUUCUACUAUUUCUUAGUGCGUUAUUAAAUCAAAUCCAAUUUGAUAAAAUUCGAGGAUGCAUUGAGGCUGGAGAAGCUUUACCAAAAAUACUUUUAACUGCAUCAUUUUAUUCUAGUUUGAAAUAUUUGAUAAUCACUGGGAAAGGUGAAGCAAAUAAAGAAUAUCAUGAACGAAGAGCAUCCAAAGAUAAACGGCGACAAUAG